Molecule: messenger RNA, 1250 nt
Organism: Seriola aureovittata
Lineage: Eukaryota; Metazoa; Chordata; Actinopteri; Carangiformes; Carangidae
Gene: vamp5
Product: vesicle-associated membrane protein 5
Exons: 3
Coding region: 265-555 (96 amino acids)
Biological process (GO): SNARE complex assembly; vesicle-mediated transport; vesicle fusion
Cellular component (GO): plasma membrane; SNARE complex
Molecular function (GO): syntaxin-1 binding; SNAP receptor activity
Source: RefSeq, a predicted model, not a curated record
GGAAUACCAUGAAAGCACAGUCACAAGCCAGAGAGGAGGAAAGUGAACCGCCGCUCGGCUGAAGUGAAAGCGAGACAGAGCGGGGGUUCACCCUGCAGCAGAGGACGGAGAGCAGCAGAGCGCUGCACGGGCUUGUGUCGAGCUUUAAAAGCGAGAGAGCUGGUAUGCUGCGCUUCCUGUUUCUAAAGUUGACUGGAGUCGCACUUUAAAUGCAGUGGAUCCGGUGACAGCUUCGACACAAACACAGCAAGAGACACGGCCGACAUGGAGAACGGGAAGAGCCGCCUGCAGCAGACCCAGGAGGAGGUGGAGGAGGUGAGGGUCAUCAUGCUGGACAACCUGAACAAGGCUGAAGAAAGAUCUGGCAAACUGGGCGAACUGGAGAAUAGGGCUGAUAAGCUGCUGGCAACGAGUAAAACUUUUGAAAAGACCUCCAACCAGGUGAAGCAAAAGAAAAGAUGGGAGAACAAGAGGAUGAAAAUUCUGUUCACGGUCGUUGGAGUGGUAGCUGCACUCAUCGUUUUCGGACUUAUAAUCUAUGCCAUUGUUGGAUAGCAUACGAGGACAGUAGCUCCUCUGCUAAUGAAAAGAAAAUAAGAUAUUGGGACAGAGAGACAUGAAGUGGACACGGAUAAAACGUCCAGGAGAAGAGGAGAUCCAAACUCCGGGACUCGAGCAUCUCGCCUGAACUGCUCAUUCUGUGAUAUUUCUGUGUUUAGAGAUAUUUAUGGGAGAAUGCAUUAGUGUCUUCAAUCGAUAUGGUACUGUUGAUUGCUCAGCUGCUUCUUCUCUUUUUUAUAACUUUUUUGAGUCAUAUCCCUGUCCAGCCCAUAGCGGCAGGACACACUCGUUCACGCAUGGAUUGAAUGUCCAUUGAAUGGAGUAGAGCCAGUACCACUACCCUCCCCGUAAAAACUCACUCAUAAAGUUUUGUUAAAAUUAGAAAACUAUGAAUUACUAAUAUUUUUAACCAAACAUCAUUAGGCUGCUAAUGUUGUACUAUUUGCUUGUACAUACUGGUUCACAUUUGACAGCAAGACUCAUAGGAACAGAAAAUUGCCAUCUGGUGGCUUAAACGAAGGCGGAUUUCGGACGAAGACUGAGGAGAACACAGAACACAUGCCGAAUUUGGUAAAUAUGUACUAGCUGAAAUGGGAAAGAAUAAACUGAUGAAUUGUAACAUAAAAUUUCUGCUGUUAAAAAUGAAAUGUUCUCAAAGCUGCCUGCAUCAUUAAAAUGUGUUUUCUUGA